This is a messenger RNA of Nyctereutes procyonoides (raccoon dog), 3046 nucleotides long. It is a transcript of the gene EPX, whose product is annotated as eosinophil peroxidase. Gene Ontology annotation, molecular function: peroxidase activity; heme binding. Lineage: Eukaryota; Metazoa; Chordata; Mammalia; Carnivora; Canidae. Gene Ontology annotation, biological process: response to oxidative stress. The transcript is spliced from 12 exons. The coding region runs from base 1 to 2148 and encodes 715 amino acids. The record is from RefSeq and is a predicted model, not a curated record.
AUGAAGCUGUUCCUGGCCCUGGCAGGGGUCCUAGCCACACUCAUUCUGGCCCCACUGUGUGAGGGCGCUGGCACAGCCUCCCCUAGGACAGUGGAGACCUCGGUCCUUCGGGGCUGCAUAACAGAGGCCAAGUUACUGGUGGAUGCUGCCUACAAUCAGACUCAGAGGAGCAUCAAGGAGCGCCUCCGUAGUGGCCUGGCCAGCCCCUUGGACCUCCUGUCCUACUUCAAGCAACCAUUAGGAGGCACCAGAACGGUGGUUCGGGCCGCUGAUUAUAUGCAUCUGGCCUUGGAUCUGCUGGAGGAGAAGCUACAACUCCAGGGGUCAAGUUCCUUCAAUGUCACUGAUGUGCUGACGGAAUCCCAGCUUCGGCUGCUGUCCCAGGCCAGUGGCUGUGCUCCCCAGGACCAGAAGGAGAAGUGCAGCAACAAGUAUCGGACCAUCACUGGGAAAUGCAACAACAGGAGAAGACCCUUCCUGGGGGCCUCCAACCAGCCCCUGGCCCGCUGGCUAGCAGCUGAGUAUGAGGACGGGCUGUCACUUCCCUUCGGUUGGACACCCAACAAGAGGCGUCAUGGUUUCCUCCUCCCUCUUGUCCGGGCCGUCUCCAACCAGAUUGUGCGCUUCCCCAAUGAGAAGCUGACCUCCGACCGGGGCAGGGCCCUUAUGUUCAUGCAGUGGGGCCAGUUCAUUGACCAUGACUUGGACUUUGCCCCUGAGUCCCCAGCCAGAGUGGCCUUCACUGCAGGUGUGGACUGUGAGAAGACCUGUGCCCAGCUGCCUCCCUGUUUCCCCAUCAAGAUCCCACCCAAUGACCCCCGCAUCAGGAACCAGAGUGACUGCAUCCCCUUCUUCCGCUCGGCACCCGCAUGCCCCCAGAACAGGAACAAAGUCCGAAACCAGCUCAACGCACUCACCUCCUUCGUGGACGCCAGCAUGGUGUACGGCAGCGAGGACCCUCUGGCCACUAGGCUUCGAAACCUGACCAACCAGCUGGGGCUGCUGGCUGUCAACACCCGCUUCAGGGACAACGGCCGGGCCCUGCUGCCCUUCGACAACCUGCGGGACGAUCCCUGCCUCCUCACCAACCGCUCUGCACGUAUCCCCUGCUUCCUGGCAGGUGACUCCCGAUCAUCGGAAACCCCCAAACUGACAGCUAUGCACACCCUCUUUAUGCGAGAGCAUAACCGGCUGGCUACGGAGCUGAGACGCCUGAAUCCUCGGUGGAGUGGAGAGAAGCUGUACCAGGAGGCCCGAAAGAUUGUGGGGGCCAUGGUCCAGAUCAUCACCUACCGAGACUUUCUGCCCUUGGUUCUGGGCGAGGCCCGAGCCAGGAGAACCCUGGGGUGCUACCGGGGGUAUUCCUCCAAUGUGGACCCUCGUGUGGCCAAUGUCUUCACCCUGGCCUUCCGCUUUGGCCACACCAUGCUCCAGCCCUUCAUGUUCCGCUUGGACAGCCAGUACCGGGCCUCAGCACCCAAUUCUCGUGUCCCGCUUAGCACUAGCUUCUUUGCCAGCUGGCGAGUCGUGUAUGAAGGUGGCAUCGACCCCAUCAUCCGAGGCCUCAUGGCCACCCCUGCCAAGCUGAACUGUCAGGAUUCCAUGUUAGUGGACGAGCUGAGGGACCGGCUGUUUCAGCAAGUGAGAAGGAUCGGGCUGGACCUGGCAGCUCUCAACAUGCAACGCAGCCGGGACCACGGCCUCCCAGGGUACAAUGCCUGGAGGCGCUUCUGUAGCCUCUCCCAGCCCCGGAAUCUGGCACAGCUUAGCCGGGUGCUACGAAACCAGGAUUUGGCAAAGAAGUUCCUAAAUUUGUAUGGGACACCUGACAACAUUGACAUCUGGAUUGGGGCCAUCGCAGAGCCUCUUUUGCCGGGGGCCCGAGUGGGGCCUCUUCUGGCUUGUCUUUUUGAAAAACAGUUUAACAAAGCCCGAAGUGGUGACAGGUUCUGGUGGGAAAAAAGGGGUGUUUUCACCAAGAGACAGCGCAAGGCCCUGCGCCAGAUUUCCUUGUCUCGAAUUGUGUGUGACAAUACUGGCAUCACCACCGUUUCGAGGGACAUCUUCAGGGCCAACGUUUUCCCACGGGGCUUUGUGAGCUGCAGCCGCAUCCCCAGGUUGAACCUGUCAGCCUGGCGAGGCAGAUGAGGCCUCUGCAGGUAAGGGAAGGCCCUCCUCCAACGGCUCUGGGCGGGGCCAGGCCUUUACAUCUUCCCCUGGGCCAGGUGGCUGAGUCCUUUAAGACCUCUAACAGAGACAAUACUUGUCACUACAGGCAGGGUAAUCUUCCCUAGUGGCUUCUGGUAUGCUAGCUUCAGGAUGGAUAGUUAAUCCAAGGCCUAGGACUUUGGGGGGCAGUUAGGAAGUGUCCAAUUAGCUUCAGCUUAGUCUUGGGGACCCUAAAAGAGCUCUGUCUGGAUACAAGCAAGUUCCUUCCUUGUCCACUUGUGCUGCUUCCACAGGAGCCCAUCCCAAGCCUCCAGCCUUAUACACAAGGGAACUUGAGGAAGACCACAAGGCUGCCUUUUACCCUGGAGCAACCACAUCUGCUGACGCUUCUGCUGGCUAUGGCUCAGAGCUGGUUCCGUGGCUGACAGCUGGCGCUCUUGACAGCAAUGAACCCUCCCACCUUGGGAGCCUCCUAGGUAUUUGGUCAGGCAUCAGCUGGCUCCCAGUGCAAGGAGGUCUUGAGGCUCAGGCAAGAAGAGUUAUCUGGAUGGUUUCCAGUCUCUUUUUCCUAUUUCCCAAGCCUAUCUCCAUCCCCCACCCAUGACUGCAGCCCACACCACACCCAGCCCCAGCUGCCCCACAAUCCUCUGCUGGAGCCUGCAGGUUGGGCAGUGUGCUCUGGUUGUACCAAUAAAGGACUGCUGAGGCCAAGAGCUGGUUUCUGCGUUGGGCUGGGGAGGGCAUAACUACAGUCCCAUGCUUUGCUCCAAAUAUUUAAGAGGAGCACUGCCAGGACACCACCAGCACUAACCCCUAAAUUUCUCCUGCGGGCUGACUUAACCCAAAGAGACACUCUGGAGUAGGAAAGGGCAGAAAG